GUAUGUGAACUGUGCCCGGCAUGAUGAAGAGCAGAACCUGGUGGCCUUUCAGUAUCACAGGCAGAUUUUCUACCAAACCUGCCAGGUCGUCAGGCCGGGCUGUGAACUGCUGGUCUGGUACGGGGACGAGUACGGCCACCAGCUGGGCAUCAAGUUGGGCCGAAAGUGGAAGCGAAAGCUUAGGGCAACACCCAGGGAAGCAUCAAGGAACAAACCUGCUUUGAAGGAAUUGUCAGGAACAGCACAUUUGCCGAAGGCAAGUGGCUCAGAGCAGGCCCAGAAACCAGCGUCCCCUCCUGGAGAAGCAAGUACCUCUGGAAUGCGCUGUAGAAUAAAAUUGGGACCUAGGAAAAAGAAGAUUGAAGUGAAGAUGUGUAGCCCGCAGGAAAGAAGGGGCCGUAUGUACCAAGAGGCCAGCAAGCCCGAGGAUGAUGACUACCUGUAUUGCGAGAAAUGUCGAAUCUACUUCAUUGACAGCUGUGCUACUCAUGGGCCACCUACAUUUGUAAAGGACAGUGCGGUGGACAAGGGGCACCCCGACCGCUCAGUCCUCACUCUGCCCCCUGGGCUGGUAAUCAGACCCUCAGGCAUCCCUGAGGCUGGGCUCGGAGUGUGGAACGAGGCGUCCGAUUUGCCGCUGGGUCUGAACUUUGGCCCCUUUGAGGGCCAUGUCACAGAAGAUGAAGAGACGACUAAGAACGGAUACACCUGGGAGAUCAAGAAAGGGGGAAACUGCUAUGAGUAUGUGGAUGGAACGGACAAAUCCCAGGCCAACUGGAUGAGUAAGAAACUCCUCAGCCAGCAUGUGGGCAGCAGUCACCCCUGUCAGGUCCUUCCAGGAACAUCAGCAGGAAAUCACCUGCAAUCAGAGGAACCCUGCCCGGAGAAUCUGAUUCAGCAUCAGGGGACACACUCAGGGGAGAAGCCCUAUGUUUGCGGGGAGUGUGGGCGAGGCUUCAGUGAAAACUCAAAUCUCCUCAGACACAAGAGGACACACUCUGGGGAGAAGCCCUAUGUUUGUGGGGAGUGUGGUAAAGGCUUCAGUGUAAACUCAAACCUCCUCAGACACGAGAGGACACACUCAGGGGAGAAGCCCUAUGUUUGCAGGGAGUGUGGGCGAGGCUUCAGUCAAACGUCACAUCUCGUCAUACACCAGAGGACACACUCAGGGGAGAAACCCUAUGUUUGCAGGGAGUGUGGGCGAGCCUUCAUUCGAACGUCACAUCUCAUCCUACACCAGAGGAUACACUCAGGGGAGAAACUCUAUGUUUGUACGCAGUGUGGGCAAAAGUUUACACAAAAAUCAAGUCACAACAGACACCAGAUGAUACACUCAGGGGAGAAGCCUCAUGUUUGCGGGGACUGUGGGCGAGGCUUCUGUGAUAAGUCAAGUCUCGUCAGACACAAGAGGACACACUCAGGGGAGAAACCCUAUGUUUGCAGGGAAUGUGGGCGAGCCUUCAGUCGAAUGUCAUAUCUCAUCAUACACCAGAGGACACACUCAGGGGAGAAACCCUACGUUUGCAGGGAGUGUGGGCAAGCCUUCAGUCGAACGACACAUCUCAGCAUACACCAGAGGACACACUCAGGGGAGAAGCCCUAUGUUUGUACGCAGUGUGGGCAAAACUUUACACAAAAAUCAAGUCACAUCAGACACCAGAAGAUACACUCAGGGGAGAAGCCUCAUGUUUGGAGGAGUAUGAGUGUCAUUCGCAUUAAGUCUCAUGGCAACAGUCACAGGACAAAUGUAGCCACCACACAUUUAUACCCCAGCCUGAGGGGGCUUCAGAGGGAAUCUUCUGACCCCUUACCCCCCAAGAGU
Molecule: messenger RNA, 1822 nt
Organism: Hipposideros armiger (great roundleaf bat)
Lineage: Eukaryota; Metazoa; Chordata; Mammalia; Chiroptera; Hipposideridae
Product: histone-lysine N-methyltransferase PRDM9-like
Biological process (GO): regulation of transcription by RNA polymerase II
Cellular component (GO): nucleus
Molecular function (GO): DNA-binding transcription factor activity, RNA polymerase II-specific; protein binding; RNA polymerase II cis-regulatory region sequence-specific DNA binding
Source: RefSeq, a predicted model, not a curated record